CUUUGGUGUGUGCACAUCCUUACUGCAGAUGACUGGCAUUCUUUUUCUUUGCAAACUGAUCAUGUAAAUAUAAUAAGCAAACAGGAAAAUGGCAACAGCUGAAAAUAUCCCAACUACUACAAGCUUCGUCCUUCACUCAACACUCAACACAUCUAUAGAUUAUUAUGACUAUGACUAUGACUACGAAAGUCAAGUGUGCAACACAACAAGCGUCACACAAUUUGGAGCAAUCUUUACUCCAGUGUUCUUCCCCAUUGUGGUGAUCCUCAGUUUGUUUGGCAACAUCCUGGUCAUUGUGAUUCUGGCCAAGUAUGAGAAUCUCCGAUCCCUCACCAACGCCUUCAUCCUAAACCUGGCUGUAUCUGAUCUCUUAUUCACCACUGGUCUGCCCUUCUGGGCCUACUACCACAUGUAUGGAUGGACUUUAGGGGAGAAUGCAUGCAAAAUAGUCAACUUUCUCUUCUACAUCGGCUUCUACAGCAGCGGUAUCCUCCUCAUCCUGAUGACCGCUCAUCGUUAUGUAGCUGUCGUGAAUCCUCUGUCCAACAUUGUGUCAACCACAGGCUUCACCAGUGUACUAGUAUCUGUGAUUAUUUGGGCAGUGAGUAUUAUGGUUGCCAGUCCAACUUUCAUCUUCACCACAGUCCAGGGCCAGAAUCACUGUGAGUUUAGGACUUCUUUCUGGUCCUUAUGGGGAAUCUACCAGCAAAAUGUUCUCUUUGUACUGAGUUCUAUGGUAUUCAUUUUUUGCUAUUCUCAGAUCAUAUGCAGGUUGCUGCGCCCUACUGCCCAAAGAAGAAAAAACAAAACUUUAAAACUAAUUUUCACUCUCAUAGUUGUUUUCUUUGUGGGUUGGGGACCUUACAAUAUAGUAAUAUUUCUACAGUCAUUUUAUUUUUGGCCCCAACCACCUGCUUCCUCUAAGGAAAUGGCUGAAGACUGUGAAUCAUACAAAAUACUGGAUUAUGCUCUUCAACUUAGCCGACUUCUUGCCUUUUCCCACUGCUGCCUCAACCCUGUGUUUUACGUCUUUGUGGGGGUUAAAUUCAAAAACCACAUAAAAAAAAUGCUUAAGAGCUGGGGCCAUAACGAUAUCCCCAUCCGCAGCAGACAAAACCGACUCACAAUCACAUCACUAACAAGUGGGGAGGAGUUCUCGAUGUAGCUGAUAUAGAGAACAGAAGUGAAACCAGAAAGCAAAUCUUAUUCACAAUGGCCCUGGCAUAACAUAGAAGAACAAAAGAUCUAGGCUUGUAACAGUGAAUUAUGUGGUUUAUUACAUAUAUUUAAAUAAGGAUGGUAAUUUUUCAAAAGAUAAUUUCAUUGACUAUUCAGUAUUUCUAUUUUUAAUGGCCUUUAACAAACACAAGCCUAAUACACACAUGACAGUCUAGAGAGACACACAUUGCAGCAUGCAGAUGGUAGGGUCACAUAAACAACAUGGAUCUGUUCUUCCUCAUGUCAGCAGAUCAGGCUGCCAGUUAUGGUGUUCAGUAGUGGUGUGAGGAAUAUUUUAUUGGCAUACCUUAGCCACCUUAAUAGCAAGUGACUACAGUUUAAAUUCCACAACCCACCUGAGUACUCCAUUGGCUGCCACAGUCAGAACUCAUUCCGAUAGGGCACAUUUGGGAUUCAGUGGAACGAAAGAUUUCCAGCAUGAAUGUGCAGCCAACAAAUCUGUAGCAACUAUGGUAUGUGACUGCUAUCAUGUCAACAUAUUUCCAGUACAUUUGUUGAAGCCCUGCCAUGAAAAAUUCAGGAUGUUAUGUGAACAAAGGGAGUACAACACAGUUUUAGAAAGCUGUACCUAAUAAAGUGGUCACUGAGUGGAUAAAUAUAUUAGUUGUGAUAUGUAAUGUACAGUGUUCCACCCAUGAUUUUACCUUGUAUUUAAAUGUGAUUAUCUACUUUCUAGUCAAAUAAUUUACCUGUAUUCUGUGAUUCACUCUGAUGGACUGCAUUUUAUUUUACAUGUUCAUCAAUCAGUAUCUAUUUUGAUCACUUACUGUAUUUUAUAUUUUUGCCUUCAGUUUCAGGAGUUAUGCAAGCGAAACAUGAAAAUAUUUUGCUUUUGAUCUUUUGGAAUUUAUUUGUAAUGGUGUUUAUUUUCACAUAUCAUCACAGUCAUCAUCACAGGGAAGACUGAAGUAACGGGGUACAAAGUAUAAUGUGAAUCCACAGUCUCCCACAGCUUCCUAAAAGUUCUAGGUCUCUACUGUACACUUGUAUGUUGCUACUUUGUCCUGUAAUUGCUGCUUUACAUUUGCAUUUAAUGUUUUAAUCUAAUUAGCAUUUUAAUGUUUUGUUUAUUUGCCUGCAAUGUGUGCAGUGUGUUAAGCGUGUGAAUUUCCUUUGUGUAUGAAAAUGUGCUAUAUCAAUAAACUUACCUUACCCUUC
Messenger RNA from Monopterus albus (swamp eel), 2397 nucleotides. Its product is annotated as chemokine XC receptor 1-like. Gene Ontology annotation, cellular component: external side of plasma membrane; membrane. The transcript has 3 exons. Gene Ontology annotation, molecular function: C-C chemokine binding; C-C chemokine receptor activity. The coding region runs from base 89 to 1165 and encodes 358 amino acids. The record is from RefSeq and is a predicted model, not a curated record. Gene Ontology annotation, biological process: cell chemotaxis; G protein-coupled receptor signaling pathway; positive regulation of cytosolic calcium ion concentration. Lineage: Eukaryota; Metazoa; Chordata; Actinopteri; Synbranchiformes; Synbranchidae.